Molecule: messenger RNA, 2887 nt
Organism: Larimichthys crocea (large yellow croaker)
Lineage: Eukaryota; Metazoa; Chordata; Actinopteri; Sciaenidae
Product: SH3 and cysteine-rich domain-containing protein 2
Exons: 11
Coding region: 566-1834 (422 amino acids)
Biological process (GO): skeletal muscle contraction; positive regulation of protein localization to plasma membrane; positive regulation of voltage-gated calcium channel activity
Molecular function (GO): protein binding
Source: RefSeq, a predicted model, not a curated record
AAGUCUGUGCAGUGGCGAAACGCACAGUUCGCUUUGGAUUUAUACCCAGCCAGUGCCUUCUAGAGCACAACCUCUUUUUGGAUGUAAUCAUAUCAAGCUGAUAUUUUCACAUCGAUGUUUUGCUCUUUUGAACCUUUUUUUUCUUCUUUUUUUUUGCAACUGUUGGACGGAAUUGUGCCACAUUGGAGCUUUCUGUUGCGCUUCAAGGGACGAUACAUGCUAUCCAUACGCGUGGUUCAACCUUUUCCUGAAUGCUUGUUGUCCUUGCAUGGCAUGAGUCAAAUAUAAACAGCUGAUGUAUGUAUGUGUGCAUGUGUGUUUUGUAACUGUUCAAUCAAUCUUUUCAAUCUUUGCAACUGGUGUGUGGAGAGUAAAUGGCCAUAAGGCGUCCACCUCCCAGCGCGCACAAGUCCCUGUGAUGUGGAUCUGUUACACUUUGUCAAGCUUUUGUAUGACUAAAGCCGGAGAUUUCCUACCGACCGGACACAGUUUGAGGAGAUAAAAGUUUUUUUUUUUUUGUGUGUGUGUGUGUGUGUCUUCAACGACUUUUUCCAUCACGGUAUCAAUGAUGACUGAGAACAAUGAGAUGGAGAGCGAGACGCAGCUCCAGCGCUCUCCAAGCACCAUGUCCAUCCAACCGAUGACAUCCAAGCUCCAGAGACUAAAACGCUCUCUGUCCUUCAAGACCAUCAUGCGUAGCAAAAGCGUGGAGAACUUCUUCCAAAGGUCCUACAGCGACGCUCGCCUGCCCCCGGAUUUCAUCACUGACCCGCCACCUCCUUCUCCUCCACUACUACCUGGUUCUCCUCUCGUCAGCGACUGCUCACCAUGCAUUUCACCAUCUCUCAGCCCCAACCCCUCCAUCUCCUCCCACUCCCCCUCUCUCAGCCUUUCCCCAUCACUGCCCACCAAGCCUCUCCGACCUCAGAUUACCCACUGUUUCCAGGACCACGUCUUUCGCAAGCCCACCAACUGCCAGCACUGCAAGCACAUGAUAGUCGGAAACUCCAAACAGGCUCUGCGGUGUAAAACGUGCAAGAUGGCUGCUCACCUGUGGUGCACCUCAGAACUAUCGCAGCAGCCAUGUCAUGGGAAGUCUGGAGCGUUCAAGCGAAACUUCAGCUCGCCGAUGCUUGUCAAUGACCAAUUGACUGUCGUCAAGGAGGUUCAACCGAGCCAAGAGGCUGCGCGGAUGCGUGUAGACCCUGUGUAUGCUGCCUUGCGCUACGGGACGUCCUUGGCGCAGAUGAGCCGCUCCAGUUUUGGCAGUUUGUCAGAGUCACCAACACGCAGCCUGGGGGAGGGAGGUGAGGAGAGUCAGCAGAGACAGUGCAGCAUGGAGGAAGAGAUAACUCAGGAGACAGGGGACACUCCUGUCCCCGACACAGAGAUCGAGAAGGAAGAAGAAGAGAGCAGCGGCCAAGUUCAGACUCCUGCAGAGGAUAACAGUGUGAAGGUGCCCAAACGCAUUGAAGUUCAUUCCAUCCACACCUAUGUAGCGCUCUACAAGUUUCUGCCUCAGGAACAGAAUGACCUGGAACUACAUCCCGGUGAUCGGGUGCAGGUCACUGACGACUCUAAUGAAGAGUGGUGGAAGGGCAAGAGUGGUGACAAAGUGGGCUUCUUCCCUGCCAACUUUGUGCAGAGGGUGCGGCCAGGAGAGAGAGUAUGGCGGGUUGUCCAGGGUCUUCCCGGCAACCGAGAGAGAGGACACAUGGCCGUGAAGGAAUCCCAGAUCUGUGUGGGGAAGCUCGAAGACGGCGAGGUGUUUCUGAAGCUGAGCAGUGGGAAGAAGAGAGGGCUGGUCCCUGCUGACUCCAUAGAGGAGAUCUGAGCCUCUGUGCAUACACCACCCCCCUUCCACUUCUACUUCCCCCCCUCGGACGCAUACAUCUUUAAACUAGCACCAUCACUCCUCCCCCAUCUUCCCCUUGGCACAAAGACAGCCAAAGCCUCUCCGCCCAGUCCUUACUGACUUAAACCAAACACAGAGAAACUGGACACACACCUCUGUAAAGAGCUGGAACCACAGCCCCUGAUGAACACAUGGUCUCUGGUUGAAUUGGUUUACUGCCUUUAAUACAGGUGUACAGUUAUGCAGUAAUCCUGCUUUUAGAAAGGAACUGUUUCUCAGUAGUCUAGCGUUACUGUAGUUUUAUCUUUCUAAUACAAAAAUAAAUGUUUAGGGUGCACAAGUUGGAAAUGCUUUAUAUGUAUAUAUAAGUAUAUAAAUAUGCUUGCUGGAUGAUGGUGCAAAUUUAGUUUUUCCACAUCAAACAAUAUCUACAACGUGAGACGAGGCCUAUAAUAGGAACAUGAUGCUUCUGUCAGUGUCCUUUUCUUGUUUCUACCCACUGCGUAUGUCUCAUCCCUAUCUGCUCAUGUCAGGGUCUCUAGCCUGGGGACUGAUAUCAGCUUCAUAUAGGCUGGUGCAUGACAUGAGGCACUCGCCAAGGACAAGACACUGCCAGCCAGAAAAAGCUACUGCCACUCAGACAGCCCAGAGACUCAGAUGAAAGGAGUGCACACGAUCCGUAAAUCCUCAGCAGUGUCAAGCUGAGUUAUAACUGCGCUCGCCACCUUCAGAGUGCAGAAAUGAGAAGAUUUUCAAAGAAAAUUGGAGGCUCUGAAGAUCUUUUCAGGGGAAACUCAAAAACUUUUUUUCCUGACUUUUUCAUUAUAAAAUAACUGAAAAUAUGAUACGAAAAUGUGUCAGAAUAUGUUUUUUUCAGCAUUUGCGCUAAGAGAAAUGUUUUGCAAAACAAAGUUUCCCUUUUCAACAAUCCACAAGACAAGAACUUAAACUUCCGGGAAUACAUUUUGGUGUAAUGUAUUUUGAGGUAACAGAAACAGCAGUGGUUGUCUAGGGUCUAUAUUUUGUUGUCUU